AUACAGAAAAACAAUAAUCCUUAAAGCUAACAUCAAUCCUUAAUUAGCUCUAUUUAUAGACAAAUCUGUUUAUCACAAACACACCUUCACUUGUUUGUCUUCAGUAACCAAUCUGAGCUCCAAGUUGCUUUGUAACACUUUCUUUAUGAUGUGAAUAAGAUUUAAAUUCUGCUUUCUGUAGGUUAUCACACUCAGCAGUUGACUUCCUGUUGAACUAGUCUCUGAUGUUUGCAGUAGAGGACAUCAUGGCAACUGCAGCAAUAGAUGAUCCGCCUCCUCUGAAGCGCAGUAGCAGCUAUGAGUUUCUGCCACCUCACAUGUCUGAGCUGAGGGUUGUUCUGCUGGGGAACAGCCGGUCUGAGAGGGAUUCAGUGGCGAACUUUAUACUGGGAGAGAAUGUGUUCAACAAAGCACCUGAAUGUUGUUUGAGAAUCAGUGGACAGCUGCAGGAGAAAAAAGUAGUUGUCAUCAACCCUCCAGAUCUGCUGCACUCCAACAUCUCUCAACGCGAUCUGACAGAACAUGUAGAAACCUUGUGAGAUUCUCUGCUCCUGGACCUCAUGUGUUCCUGCUGGUUUUACAGCCUGAAGGCUUCACUGAAGAACACAAACUGAGACUCUGCAGAGUCCUUCAGCUCUUCAGCGAUCAAUCAUUCGAUCAUUC
Molecule: messenger RNA, 663 nt
Organism: Etheostoma spectabile (orangethroat darter)
Lineage: Eukaryota; Metazoa; Chordata; Actinopteri; Perciformes; Percidae
Product: GTPase IMAP family member 8-like
Exons: 3
Coding region: 225-539 (104 amino acids)
Source: RefSeq, a predicted model, not a curated record